GUGGCGGAGCGCGGUUGCUAGGGGCGCUUGGGCCCAGGAGGAGGAAGGAGCUGCGCGGUGCAGGCCCCCGCCGAGGACUAUGGCACCCGAGACCUCAGGAGCCCCGCGGCCCGGGACCCCCCGCCGCCGGCCGUGACAUGGCCCCCCAUGGCGUCCGUGGGGACCGAGCCCUAUAGCCCGGGCCUGUGCCGGGGGGCCGAGACCCCCCAGCCCUGGGCCCAGGCCCGCCGGCAAGUCAAGCCCAUCUGGCGUCUAGAACAGAGGCCCGUGGGGACCCCGGGGGAGCCGGGGCUCCCGUCGCCGGCGGGGCUCCCGCGGCCCGCGCCGCUAUGCGGCCCCCCGCAGCCCCCCGCGGACCCGGCCGGGGCCACCCUGCUGUACCGGCGAGCCAGCCUUAGACCCAAGCCCUACCAGCGCCUCGAAGCCAUCUGCCUUCGGUCCGGGCCCGGGGACGCCAGGACCCUCCCGGUCCCCGGCCGGAGCCCCCCGCUCAGCUGCCCGCCGCCCCCGGCCGGGGCCAUGGGGGAGCGGACCCCCAGGCUCCCCCCGCCCGGCCCACCCACCCACCCCUACAAGCCGCUGCUCAACCCCAACUCGUUCCUGCGGCCGCACAGCGCCCGGGCGCCUUCGCGGCGGACCCCGGAGAGCCGGAAGCCCCCCACGCCCCCCGCCACCCUGCCGCCCGCCCCCUGGGCCCACCCCGGGGCCACCGGGGACGGGCCACCUUGCCCGGCCGAGCCCGAGGGCGGCGGGGCCUCCUCGGAGCGAGGGGCCCCGCCGUCCCCCAGCGCGGCUCGGAGACCCCCAUCCCUGGGGUCCCUCCGCCCCCCAGAGCUCCCCGAGGGUCCCCGGGUGGUCAGCCGGGAGAUCCGGCUGACGGAGGCCGUGCGCCGGCUGGCCGGGCGGGGGUUCGGGCGGCCCGGCUUCGAGCCGGCCUGCCUUCUGGACCCCGGCUCCCCCAGAAACCCGUGGGGGGGCACCGGGAGCCGGUGGAAGCCCCCCCUGCAAGACCCCGCACCCGGGGCCGACGGCCCCCGCCCGCCGCCCGCCAAGCUGCCCAGCGUGGCCGACGUGGCCCUCCGCAUCUCUUCCGUCCAGCUCGGGGGGGAGGCCCGGAAGACCCCCUGGGAGCGGGGCACGCCUGCUGCGGAAGACCCCGAGGACGCCGGACCCCAGCCGGGCCCGGCCGAGUCCGAGGUCCUCGAGGAUGCGGAGGAGGAGCUGGCGGACGGUCUGGGGGACGACGGUCUGGGGGACGGCUGCAGCCAGGACGAGGAAGAGGGGUCCGAUGACUCCGAGGACGACUGCUCUUCCGCCAGCUUCGUCUCCCCCAGCGGCUCCGUGGCCGUCAUCUCCCGGAGCUGCAUGGAAGCCCUGACCCAGAGCCAGGACAAGGUCGUCCGUGCUGCCCUGACUUCCAGCCUCUUCCCCAACGUCCCCCCAACCCUCUACUUUGGGACUCGAGAUGAAAGAGUGGAGAAGCUGCCCUGGGAGCAGAGGAAGCUGCUGCGCUGGAAAAUGAGCACGGUGACCCCCAACAUCGUCAAGCAGACCAUCGGCCGCUCCCACUUCAAAGUCAGCAAAAAGAACGAUGACUGGCUUGGUUGCUGGGGCCAUCACAUGAAGUCUCCCAGCUUCAAGACCCUCCGCGAACAUCAGAAGCUGAACCACUUCCCGGGCUCGUUCCAAAUCGGGCGGAAGGACCGGCUCUGGAGGAACCUGUCCCGCAUGCAGAGCCGCCACGGCCGGAAGGAAUUCGACUUCUUCCCGCAGUCCUUCAUCCUGCCCCAGGACGCCAAGCCCCUGCGCCAGGCCUGGGAGGACGGCGGCGGUCGGCACAAGUGGAUCGUCAAGCCGCCAGCGUCCGCCCGAGGCAUCGGGAUCCAGGUCAUCCACAAGUGGAGUCAGCUGCCUAAGCGCCGGCCCCUUCUGGUGCAGAGGUACCUGCACAAACCCUACCUCAUCAGCGGCAGCAAGUUCGACCUGCGGGUUUACGUCUACGUCACCUCCUACGACCCCCUCCGCGUCUACCUCUUCACCGACGGGCUGGUCCGCUUCGCCAGCUGCAAGUACUCCCCUUCCAUGAAGAGCCUCGGUAACAAGUUCAUGCACCUGACCAACUACAGCGUCAACCGGAAAAAUGCGGAGUACAAGGCCAACGCCGACCAGACGGCCUGCCAGGGCCACAAGUGGGCUCUGAAGGCCCUGUGGGCCUACCUGAACCAGAAGGGAGUGAACAGCGAGGCCAUUUGGGAGAAGAUCAAGGAUAUAGUCGUCAAAACCAUCAUCGCGUCGGAGCCGUACGUGACCAACCUGCUGAAGAUGUACGUGCGCCGGGCUUACAGUUGCCACGAGCUCUUUGGCUUUGACAUCAUGCUGGACGAGAACCUCAAGCCGUGGGUGCUGGAAGUCAACAUCUCCCCGAGCCUCCACUCCAACUCGCCGCUGGACGUGAGCGUCAAAGGCCAGAUGAUCCGAGACCUCCUGAACCUGGCCGGCUUCGUCCUGCCCCACGCGGAGGACCGGAGCUUCCCCUCGGACGGAUGCGGCGGGUCCACGGCCAGCCCCCCGAGCCCGGCCGGGGCCAAGGACCGCCUGGGUCCCGAAUACUUCAUGGCGGAGAAGUUGAAGCGCGCCCACUUCCUCAUGCAAAAGCUGCCCGACCAGGAGCUGUACUCGUCGGUGCUGGACGUGCUGACCCCGGGGGACGUGCGGGUCCUGGUGGAGACGGAGGACGAGUUCUCGCGCCGCGGCCAGUUCGAGCGCGUCUUCCCCACGCGGGCGUCCGCCCGCUACCUGCGCUUCUUCGACCAGCCCCGCUACUUCAACAUCCUCACCACCCAGUGGGAGCUCAAGUACCACGGCGGCGACAAGCUCAGGGGGGUGGACCUGCUGCGGCGAUGGUGCUUCAGAGGGUUUCACACGGGGGCCGGGAGCGACUCGGAUUCUGCGCCCGUGUGGACCUUGCCUCGCUCCCAUCUCCUCCUGAAGGGCGACUCCUGGGUCCAAAGCCUCUGCACGCCGGACGCGGGCAAGCCGGGGAAGCCCCCCGACGUCAAGGAGGCCGAGGACGGCCCCCCUGGGCAGGCUCUGCCCCUGAUCAAGACCCCGGAGCCGAGCGACAGACCCCCGGCCGCGGACAGUGAGCCCCCCGUCCCCGAUCGGCCUCCCCCGACCCCCCAGGGCCUCUAGCUACCUCACGGGCCUCCGUCCCGGCCACCGCGACCCAGAGGACCGGCCGGUCCGGGCCUCCGCUCCGGGCCCCUCCGGAGGCUUUUCGGGAAAGGUCAGAGGGCGAGCGAGAGAGCG
Messenger RNA from Tachyglossus aculeatus (Australian echidna), 3309 nucleotides. It is a transcript of the gene TTLL4, whose product is annotated as tubulin tyrosine ligase like 4. The transcript is spliced from 19 exons. Gene Ontology annotation, cellular component: cilium. Gene Ontology annotation, biological process: microtubule cytoskeleton organization; protein polyglutamylation. Bases 148 to 3192 code for a protein of 1014 amino acids. NCBI's taxonomy places the organism in Eukaryota, Metazoa, Chordata, Mammalia, Monotremata, Tachyglossidae. The record is from RefSeq and is a predicted model, not a curated record. Gene Ontology annotation, molecular function: tubulin-glutamic acid ligase activity; tubulin binding.